Molecule: messenger RNA, 790 nt
Organism: Jatropha curcas
Lineage: Eukaryota; Viridiplantae; Streptophyta; Magnoliopsida; Malpighiales; Euphorbiaceae
Product: HSP20-like chaperones superfamily protein
Source: RefSeq, a predicted model, not a curated record
GCAGCCUCAAAACCCCACCAACUUGCAAUUUGGCUACUUACUCUCAAAUAAUUAAAGGGUCAAAUACCUUUAUCUCUCUCUCUCUCUCUCUCUCAGUAUAAACAGAAGUAGGGCUGCAUUCUGAUAUAUCUCUCGCUCGUUUCCCUGUCCACAAAAACUUAACAGAAGGGAGAAAAUGGAGCUCCCUACCCAUCAACCUUUCCCAUGGCACUAUCUCCUUGCCUCUCCUGCCUACUUCUCCUAUCCCGCCACCUCAGAAAACUAUGUUCACUGGGCCCAAACACCUGAUUCUCAUGUUUACUCAGCUGAUAUGCCUGGAGUGAGGAAGGAGGAAAUAAAGGUGGAGGUUGAGGAUUCAAUCUACCUUAUUAUUAGAACUGAAGCCAUUGAUGAAUCAACUAAACCUGCCAAGAGCUUCGUGAGGAAAUUUCGACUUCCGGGUUUGGUUGAUAUUAAUGGAAUAUCAGCAGGAUAUGAAGAGGGUGUAUUGACAGUCACCGUACCGAGAUCUUACAGAAGAAGGGGACUCCUUAUUGACCCAACGACCAUUUCAGAUAGGCUAGAAGUUACUGCUAGAGCUGCAUGAAUUAUUAAUCUUCACAUGAUUUGAUUAGCGUCUUAAUUAGCACCUAAUAUUAUUGGAUUUUGAAUUUUUAGCAUAAGUAUGCUAUAUUUGAUCAUUGUUAUUGAUAGAGUUUAAAUUUGAUCAAGAUAUAUUAGAAAGAAAUUGCAGAUGCUACUUGUUGUGCUUCUUUUAUCAUUAUUUAAUCUAAAAUUUAGAUGACAGAAA